AUGGAAGAAACUAAUGUACCAUUAAAUAGUAGUACAACAUUGGUGUUACGCCCACAAGCAAAUGAUGGCCAAGUAGUGCAUUUAAAAUUAAAGAAACCAAAAAAGAGCCACAAACAGGUUAGUUGGGAUGCACACACUGUUGACAAUGAGCACUUGAACAAGAAAAAGAGCAAAUGUUGUUGUAUUUACAAAAAACCAAAAAAAUUUGGAGAUCCUGAUACAGACGAAAGCAAUGAAAGUGACGAUGAAUGUGCCAGUUGCGUGGGGAAUAAAAAAACACAUCAACUUCAUAAGCACGAGAACAAAAUCGAUGAACCUAAAGAAGACGAAUGUUAA
Molecule: messenger RNA, 336 nt
Organism: Macrosiphum euphorbiae (potato aphid)
Lineage: Eukaryota; Metazoa; Arthropoda; Insecta; Hemiptera; Aphididae
Source: the annotation of a GenBank genome assembly